Coffea eugenioides is the source of this 1669-nucleotide messenger RNA. RefSeq names its product alkane hydroxylase MAH1-like. The record is from RefSeq and is a predicted model, not a curated record. Gene Ontology annotation, molecular function: heme binding; monooxygenase activity; oxidoreductase activity, acting on paired donors, with incorporation or reduction of molecular oxygen. The transcript has a single exon. Bases 23 to 1558 code for a protein of 511 amino acids. Lineage: Eukaryota; Viridiplantae; Streptophyta; Magnoliopsida; Gentianales; Rubiaceae.
CCUAGAGACAGAUCUGCUCUAAAUGGCUAUCAUUAUUCAAUCAUAUCUUGAAACUCUUCCAAUGCUAUUAUUGUGUUUUGUUAUUCUUCUUUAUUACUACUACAAUCUCACUCAGAGAUGGAAAAGAAGCUCGCUGCCCACAACCUGGCCAGUUGUCGGUAUGCUGCCAGCACUUCUUCAAAACUCUUACAGGCUACAUGAUUAUGGAACAGAAGUUCUCAAAGAAAGUGGUGGCACAUUCCAGUUCAAAGGCCCGUGGUUUGCCAACAUGGACAUGGUCAUCACCUGUGACCCGGCCAAUGUCCAUUACAUUCUCACCAAAAACUUCUCAAACUACCCAAAGGGUCCUGAUUUCAGAAAAAUAUUCGAUGUUCUGGGAGAUGGGAUUUUCAAUGCUGAUUCUGAGUUAUGGGAAGCUCACAGGAAAAUAACUUUGUCAGUUAUGCGCCAUCCCAAUUUCCAGAAACUUUUGGAGACAACCGUUCGGGACAAGCUUGAAGAAGGGCUCCUCCCAAUUUUAGAAACCUGUUCAAAAACAGGAUCCCAGCUUGAUUUGCAAGAAAUUUUCCAGAGGUUCACUUUUGAUAAUAUAUCAAAAGUGUUACUCGACCAUGAUCCGGGCAGCUUAUCCAUGGAUUUACCAUACAUCCCAUGUGAAAAGGCAUUUAGUGACACCGCAAAAGCCCUUUUACACAGGCACUUAUUGCCAGAAAGCUGCUGGAAGCUCCAGAAAUGGCUUGGAAUAGGCCACGAGAAGAAGCUAGGCAGAGCAGCUGAUGCUUUUGAGCAAUUCAUCUGCCCUUGUAUAUCGCUGAAGCAGGAAAAAAGGAACAAAACAACGGAGGAAACAGGAUUUGAUGGACUAUCAGCUUUCAUGGAGGCUUACAAGGGAAUAAAUACUAGACAAGAUGCAAAGCUGUUCAUGAAAGACAUCAUGCUGAAUUUGAUUUUUGCAGGUAGAGACUCCACGAGUACAGCUCUCUCUUGGCUUUUCUGGCUCAUCGCCAGAAAUCCUCAGGUGGAGGACAAGAUUCGUGAAGAGAUUGCAACUAAAUUGGACGCCAAACAAGGUCAAAACCUGAGCCUUUUCAUCAAUGUCCAAGAAUCCCAUAAACUCAUUUACCUCCAUGGUGCUUUGUGUGAAGCUCUCCGGUUAUAUCCAUCCGUGGCUUUAGAGCACAAAGCUCCAGCCAAGCCCGACACUCUUCCAAGUGGUCUACGAAUCGAUGCAAAUACCAAAGUGGUUCUUUCCUUCUACUCAAUGGGACGGAUGGAGUCCAUAUGGGGUGAUGACUGCUUGGAGUUCAAGCCUGAGAGGUGGAUAUCCGAGCAUGGAAGUAUUAAACACGAACCAUCCUUCAAGUUCCCUGCAUUUCUUGCUGGACCAAGGACUUGUGUAGGCAAGGAAAUGGCCAUGAUCCAGAUGAAAAUGGUGGCAGCCUCCAUCGUCUAUAAUUACCAUAUCCAAGUGGCGGAAGGCCAUCCCAUUUCCCCUAGUGAUUCUGUUAUUAUCCAAAUGAAGCACGGUUUCAUGGUCAGGCCCUUUAAAAGAAAUUAAUGAAUGUAGCCUUGUUAUAUAUGAUAAUAUUGUACUAGAAUAAAAAGGAUGAAGUAUAUUCAAUCCAAUCAUUUACUUAUUUAUUCUAUUUUUAGUAUAUAACGUAUUAUG